AUGGUGGUGUUUGUCGACCUCGACGAUGCAAUUGCGGAUGGAUCGGCAUUCUUGGAGAAGCCAUACCCUUCGAUGGUUGACCCCAUCUCGGACCCGGCCGAGUUACCCGCAUCGCCUACUUUCCCGAAUGAAACGAAGGACAUCCUAAACCCCAAUCGGAAUGGAUUCUCCGCGGCUUUGAGUUGUUACCCCAUCGUCAAGGAAAUAGCUCGUGCCAUCGACCUAAAUACCCUAUACGCCCUCUCGAGCACAUGUCGCCAAUUCCACGUGAACUUGGCACCCUUCCGUCACCAACUAGUGAAAGAGACUCUCCGAUGCGAAAAUGAAUACAUCGAAACCCUAGCAGAAAUGCUAGACAGCGGCUCCGUCCUCCCAGACAGUGUCAAAUCAGUAAUACGACUACUAAGCCGUCCCGGCGAGAGCCGCAUGACCCGCGGGAAGGUAGCCAAAUGCGCGCGCGACAUGGUAGGCGAAUGUCGACGCUGCGCUAAGGUUAACUGCACAAUCAAAGCUCCGUCCCAACCAGCCCUUAAAAACCGUAUCCGUCGGCUCUGCGCAUCCUGCGGAACAGCGCCACUAUCCUCACACCUCUCCUGCCCAACCUCAGAUCAACACCCCGACCCGUGGGACGAGAAUAGCGUCGCGGCAGUUGCGUUCGCGCGCAAUCCUUGUAAUUGCGAGGAAGCUGUUUGGCUAUGCACGCAGUGCGGAACGACGUUGCGCAGUAGUGACACUACAUACCGUCGUGUCUGGACAUGGCGCACGCGUUAUAGCACGUAUCUUGGCGGAGGGCUGGGAACUGGUAUUGGUGAAGGUUGUCAGGGUGUUAAGUGUGGACGUGGCGAGAGCUGUCUUGCUGCGCAGGAGAUUGAGCUUGAAGUUGAUUGUGAGGCUGAUGAGGGGUCUGGGAGUGACACUGGUAGUAUUGAACAGAGUCCUGCAGCUCCGUCGUUUGGUCAUGAAGGGACUGGGGUCUCGACGGAUAGUCAUGAUGAUGAGGAGCCUGGGUAUUUCAGGCAGGAGGUUAUUGGGUUGGGUGGUGUUGUUAAGCAUAAGUCUAAGAAAAGGGUUAAUGUUGGGGCUUGUGUUGUUGAGUAUGAGGAUGAGAGGGAGACGGGGAAUUAUCUUGAGAGAGAGGAAAAAGGUUUGUAUCGUAGUUGGUGUGGGUGGUGUUCUAGAGUGAUUCCGGCAAAGAGCGAGACUUGA
Messenger RNA from Penicillium griseofulvum, 1206 nucleotides. RefSeq lists its product as uncharacterized. NCBI's taxonomy places the organism in Eukaryota, Fungi, Ascomycota, Eurotiomycetes, Eurotiales, Aspergillaceae. The transcript has 3 exons. Bases 1 to 1206 code for a protein of 401 amino acids. The record is from RefSeq and is a predicted model, not a curated record.